CCGUCCAUCAUGGCCGCUUUGGCAAUUUCUCACUGCGUGAGCCACGUGGCGCGCCCAGUUUCUCCGGUAACACAAGGAAAACCGAGCGGAAGCAGACAGCAGCCGGCGAUCCGGUUUGCGUUGAUCCUUCGAAAGAGCACACGAUGGCAAUGGGAGAAGGAGCAGACGGGCUUGAGCGAUGCUGAUCUGAAAAAGCACCUCUCCUCAAAAGGCACCAAGGUUCAAGAGCUCCUCGAAAACGAGAAGAAACAAGUAAACGCAGUGCAGGAAAUUGUCUCCGAACUUGGCAAAGCAGGCAUCUCCACAAAAGUUGUGACUCGCGAGCAGCUAGCCCAGUACCUGCCUGAAGCUGAUCUGGUGAUCUCUGCCGGUGGUGAUGGAACCUUCUUGGCUGCAGCUUCCGUGGUCAACGACAACACCCCAAUCAUCGGUAUCAACACUGACCCGAUCGGAAGUGAAGGACACCUGUGUGUCGGUGGCAAGAAUCCACCUCGCGAUUUGAUCGAGCGUCUGGUCUCUGGAAACUUGAAGUGGGUGCAGAGGACGAGGAUACGGGUAACAGUAAAGGAAUCCCGGAACUCGAUUUUCUCAUUGAAGAGGUCUGAAAAAUCAACAAACCUCGCCCUGAACGAGGUGUUCAUCGGAGAGGAUGAAGCCGCCAAAGUCUCAACCUACAAUAUUUCCAUCGACGAUUCGCAGACAGUCAAGCAAAAGUCCUCCGGGUUGAUUGUGUCGACUGGGACCGGAUCGACGAGUUGGUACCUCGGAAUGAACAGGAUCGAUGAGAAUGCGACGACGUCAGUGUUGGAGGCACUGCAAUCACUUGGCGUGGAUGUGCCGAUCACAAGGAAUUUGGUGGAGAAGGUGGUGAAUUCGGUGAAUGAGAAGAUCCCGUUCGAGCCAGAUCAUCCUAGUUUCGCCUUCUCAAUCCGUGAGCCGAUCUUCAACGCCACCUACAAACGCACGGCGACCCGCGGAUUCGCCAGAAAGAUCAAACUCGAAUCCCGAUGCACCAACGGAUACCUGGUCCUUGACGGAUCCACAAAGAUCCCGUUCCCACGUGGCGCCGUCGCCACGAUCGAGGUCAAUCCGAAUGAUGCUUUGAAAACUGUGAUUGUGUAACAAUGAUUUUGUGUGUAUUGUUUUUAUUGUACGGGUUUUCGGGUUGUCGUUUUUUUUGUGAAUUAUGAAUUCGUAAUUGUACAUAGAUUUUAUACGAUUUUAUGUGAUACAUCAAUUUGAAAUUUGAAAUUAAAAAAAAAUAAAUUCAUUACUUUUUC
Messenger RNA from Caenorhabditis elegans, 1280 nucleotides. It is a transcript of the gene nadk-1, whose product is annotated as NAD(+) kinase. Gene Ontology annotation, molecular function: phosphotransferase activity, alcohol group as acceptor; kinase activity; NAD+ kinase activity. The transcript is spliced from 4 exons. Bases 10 to 1122 code for a protein of 370 amino acids. NCBI's taxonomy places the organism in Eukaryota, Metazoa, Nematoda, Chromadorea, Rhabditida, Rhabditidae. Gene Ontology annotation, biological process: NAD+ metabolic process. The record is from RefSeq and is marked reviewed.